UUACACAGAACAGAACAGUACAGUACAGUAGGGAUCAUAUUGAUGAUUAAAUUUCCGUUGUACGGAUUGGAUGAAACAUUUAUAGUUUCACUGUUACGGGUGGUGGCACACACUGGUCAACAAGCUGGCAAAGAAUAUAGCUUGCUUGCUAUAAUAAAGUAACGUCAACUUUAGCCAGCUAACGAGCUAGGCAGCAAACCAGCUAGCCAACGCAAUUGUACACAUGCGAGUAGACUAACAUUAGCUACUAGCUAGUACUAGCCUCUAAAUAGAGGCGUUGGGGAAAAUGCAUUUCUGCUAACACGUUUUCAACACAACUAACGUUAGUUGACGUCAUCAGCAGCUGUAUAAUAAAAAACUUUACAGCUUUGACUAAGCUGAGAACGUACAAAUCUAUGUCCCUUUUCAGGGAACAAAAUUAUAAAAUACAGACAAGAGUCACCAUUCUUGUUAGUUUUGUCGUUUAGCUAACCGCAUGAUUUGCGCGGUCUUGUGCAAGGCAGACCUGAUUGCUGAUACAAAUUUACUCAUCUUAGCUACACUUUUCCUGGCCGUGAUAUCCAAGAAACUUGACGAACGUAAACCUCCAGGAAACGCCGACAAUGGAAAACGGAAAUGUAGCCGACGGAGAGAGCAGCGCGAAGAAGCAAACAGGUUCACGCGAUCAGCAGUCUUUGAAGAACGAGGUUGGGUAUGAAAUCUCCAUUCCCUUUGAAGAGAACAACUUUGAGCAGCCUGGCUUUUUUAACCAGAAUGAACACAUGUUUGAAGAGUCUCAGACCGGUCCCCCCCUGCCCGGCAGCUCCUACCUGGUGAUCACAAACCUGCGCACGCAGCUGCAGAUCUCUCUGGAGAAGAACUCCUGGCUGCAGAAGCGCAUCGAGGACCUGGAGGAGGAGCGAGACUUCCUGCGAUGCCAGCUGGACCGCUUUAUCUUCUCCACGAAGAGCCAGGAGAGCAACGGAGCAGCGCAAGCAGGGAAUAACAGAAGAACCUUUACAUGGGGAAGGAGGAGAGCUAAUGAAUCAGACCGGAAGUCCGGUGAUCACAGCCCACCAGUACCUCCCCGCCAGUCAGUCCGCAGAAGGUCCGCCCCAGAACCCCUAGCAAAAACCAAAAGUGCUUCUUCCAGCCAGACCAACCAACAGAUGGGACAGGGCUUCUCGUCCCCACAGUCACAGUCACUCGUGCAGGGCCAAGGGGCCAAUAACCGACAAAUGACCGACAUACCUGAAUCCUUGUCUCUGCUUGGAACAGAGGAGUUUCUUGAGCAUGACAGCUACCUGGAGGAAGAGGAAAUUAUGUCUGGAGAAGAGGUGCUGUCAGAGAGCAUGACCUUAAGGAAUCUGGGAUCGGGCGCACGAUCCAUCAGCGGGCAUCCAGGGAUGAAGAUGAGGAGGGUCUACCGAAUUGCUCGAGGGAGGGAGAGAGUUAAAGACACGGCUGGCGUGCUGUUCCGCUACAAAAAGAUUCUGGUGACGUACCAGCGGCUGAAGAACAUGUCCAAGGCCUUCCAGAUCCACGGGGUGGACCGUAACACGGUGGCCUCCACCACGCCCAUCGCAGAGCUGCUGCUGGUGGCCCCCGAGAAGGUGGCGGAGGUCGGCGAGUUUGACCCCUCCAAGGAGAAGCUCCUGGACUACGCUCGCCGCUGCUACAUUGCCCUGGACGAGCAAACGCUCACCAAGGUUCAGGCGCUGAAGAAGAACAAUCUUCUGCUGCCCAUCUCCUACAGGUUGAAAGUGAAAGGAGGAGAGGAACGGUAAUGGGAUCAGUGCUACUCUGAAACGCAUCUGCUGUACAAUAAUACACCACACUGUAUUUUACUGUACCAUAAUAUACUAUAUCCCUGUACUGUACUAUACUAGUGUACUAUACUGAAGAAAACUGUUGUGUAGUAUGUAAUGUACUUUACUGUCUUGUACUAUGCUACAGUACUUAAGUAUAUUAUUGUAAUGUAUAAUACUGUACCACUGUGCUGUACUAUACUAUGGUGAAGUAAAAGAUUACACUGCUGUAUUCUACUCAAAUUUUUGCUGCUGCGUUCUCAGUAUUGUAAUGUACCACUGUGAAUGCAUGCAUGGAGAUAAUUGCCUUGAUGGAAUUAUCCUAUUUUUAUUUAUUUGUUUAUUCUUGAUUAUGUUUUCUUAUGUGUAGUUACAUUAAUUCCUCUCAGGAAGAACAUUUAUAGUUUCAUUUACUCCAUUCAUAAUGUCUGUCUCUACUCUGUUAAUUGGGUUCAGUCUUUAUUUAGUCAGUGGUAUUAACCAUAAGCAAUGUGAUCCGGCCCUGAAUUUAUUUUAAAAUGGAUUGUUGAUGGUAGUUGACUGUAAGUAGUAGUACUGGUGGUUCAGCAGUAGUGUCGCCUGUAGUAUUGUAUAGCAGUUGUGUGUGUAUUAUGUACACUGGCAGAGAAAAUGUUGGAACAACUAUAUUGAAAUGACCUGUUAAGUGUGUAAUGAAGUGCUCAUCACUUCUUUAAUAGUUUACUGAAAACUGAUUGUGAUGGCAGGAGUCUGACGGUUGAACUGGAUGAAUACUGUGUGUCUGUCUCUACAGAGUUGCUUGAAAAACUUUCGCUCGUCUCUCUGAACUCAAGUAAAUUGCCUGCAUUCAUUUGAUACGGGUUAGGGGAGUAGUUUUCAAUUUUCCUCAGGAACCAAUCGUGUACGGGAUAAGUAUGAUAUAGUUUGCUUAAAAACCUGUGAGUAAGGUAGUAAGGGUUGCAAAAGACUUUGUCUGCAGCUUUUUAAAAAUGUAAUGUUUUAUUCCUACUUAAAUCAGAGUAGCAAUAUUCUAGAAAACAAGAGGUGUUUGUCCUACUGAAAAACGAUAGCGUCUUGAUUACACCGAUUGUGAUGACACUAAAGGUAGAAAUGCAAAUAAAGCAUUGGUUUCUUAAAAA
Molecule: messenger RNA, 2905 nt
Organism: Conger conger (European conger)
Lineage: Eukaryota; Metazoa; Chordata; Actinopteri; Anguilliformes; Congridae
Product: coiled-coil domain-containing protein 106-like
Exons: 9
Coding region: 603-1766 (387 amino acids)
Cellular component (GO): nucleoplasm
Source: RefSeq, a predicted model, not a curated record